AUGCAUUUGCGAGAUGGCGAAGGCGGCGGCACCGCCUUUCAAGAAACUGACCGUACAGAAGGCCUCAAUGGCCUGAUCAAUGGCACCACUGACCCAUCCUCGUCAAGGUCCAUUGCCAUAACGCCCCGCGACGAUGCACAAAGCGGCGUGGCCGCUUACACACUUGAGCUUCUGCUCUCAUGGCUGCUCGUGCUCUACCGCAACAACGACGACGGUCUCAGCCGUGUCAACUGGGGAUUUAGAACGGGGGAUGACCAGCAACCGUCCUCUACCACACACAACAGCUUAAGUCUUAGCGAAGCUCCAUUCAACAACAGCAACUCGGUCGCCGAAGCUUUGCAGGCAAUCAAGAAACUCGACGUGAAUGAGCAGAUUGGUGAUGCGCAGACGGUCCCAGUCAUUUACUUCAAUAAUGGGACGCCUGCACAAAGCGGCGUUGAAAAGACGCCCUCUAAGAGAUCUCAUGACUGGACAUACCAGAUCGAGGCGACGAUUCUUGAAAACCAGAUGGCGAUCAAGGCUCAGUGGAAUCGGGCCGCCCUGUCUUACCGUCAUGCCAUCUACCAGCUCGACGCCUUCGUUGAGAUCCUCACUACAAUCUUGGAAAAGCCCGAACGCCUCGUUGGAGACACAGUUGGACCUACCGCCAAAGACCUUGAGCAGAUCUGGACAUGGAACGCCGAACUUCCGCCGAAUAUUCAGAGAUGUACUCAAGAUAUCAUUUCAGAAGUUGCCGCCAACGGCCCCGACAGGCCAGCGGUCGAGUCCUGGGACGGAAACUUCACCUACGGAGAGAUAGAGCAACUCUCUACCCGCCUUGCGCGUCAUCUAGUUCACCGCGGGGUCAAGGUCGGCUCGACAGUGCCUAUGUGCUUUGAGAAGUCAAGGUGGACAACGGUAGCUCUCUUGGCUGUCAUGAAGGCCGGCGCUGCCUUUGCGCUUACCGACCCUAGCCAGCCUGAGGCCCGUCUCCGCACCAUCGUUGAGCAGACCGGUGCAACGAUUGUCGUGACGUCGCAACUUCAAAGUGAGCUUGGACGUCGUAUUGCACCCGAGGGAACUGUAAUCAUCGCUUCUGAAGAGGUCAUCAAAUCCGACUCCCUGGAGCUAGCCUCUGAGCUGCCUUUUGUUCCUCCUUCAUCUCCUCUCUACAUCCAGUUCACCUCCGGCAGCACAGGAAAGCCUAAGGGUGUCAUGAUUUCCCAUGAAAACUUCACCAGUGGUGCCGUCCCUCGUGGCGACGCUGUCGGAUACCGCGCGCAUUCUCGCUGCUUUGAUUUCGCAUCAUAUGCUUUCGAUGUCAGCAUCGACUGCAUGCUCUGCACAUAUGCCGCUGGCGGCUGCCUCUGUAUCCCGUCAGAUGAGGAGCGCAUGAAUGACCUCAGCGGUGCUAUCCGUAAUAGCAAGUGCAACAUGGCACACAUGACCCCCUCCGUCGCUCGUGUGCUGGAUGCCGAUAUUAUUCCUUCUCUUGAAGUCCUUGGUCUCGGAGGUGAGGCCGUAUCCGCCGGCGACGCUUCAACAUGGAGCAAGACCACGAGCGUCAUCAUCGCCUACGGUCCCUCAGAAUGCACUGUUGGCUGCACCAUCAACAACAACGUCAAGGCCUCUACCAACAUCGGCAAGGGCGUUGGUGGUCUCACUUGGAUCGUUGACCCCGAUGACCAUGAGCGUCUGAUGCCUGUUGGCGCUGUGGGCGAGCUUCUUAUUGAAGGCCCCGUUGUUGGACUGGGAUACCUCAACGACAAAGCCAAGACUGACGAGGUCUUCAUCGAGGAUCCCUCUUGGCUUGUUGCCGGCGGCGGACCCGCUCGGGGUAGACAUGGCCGCCUUUACAAGACUGGUGACCUGGUUCGUUACGACCCUGAUGGAACCGGUUCUAUUGCCUUCGUCGGCCGCAAGGACCAGCAAGUCAAGCUCCGUGGCCAGAGAAUCGAGCUGGCUGAGGUAGAGCACCACCUCAGGGGUAAGAUGCCCUCGGGUAUCAAGAUUGUGGCAGAGGUCAUCAAGCCCGGCGGCAGCGAGCCUACCCUUGUCGCCUUUAUCGUCGAGCAAAACCCCGUCGAUUCUCCAGACACCGAGGGCGAUGUCACCGUCUUCUCGCCCGAGUUCAGCCAGGCCAUCGCCGAGAUCGACGUUGCCCUUGGAGCUGAAAUCCCUCGCUAUAUGGUCCCCUCUGCCUACAUUCCCCUUCGUAAGAUGCCGUCUCUCGUUUCCGGAAAGAUCGAUCGCAAGAAGUUGCGUGAGCUUGGUGCCUCGAUGACACGAGAGCAGGUUGCACGUCUCCGUGUCGCCCCCACUGAGAAGAGCGAGCCUGAGACUGAGAUGGAGAAGGCUUUGCAGCAGGUCUGGGCCAAGCUUCUCGGCAGCGAUGCCCCUAUCGGUCUCCAUGACAGCUUCUUCGCUCUCGGCGGUGACUCCCUCAAGGCCAUGAAGUUGGUUGCUGCCGCCAGAGAGGAGGGCAUUGUCCUUACUGUCGCGACCAUUUUCAACUUCCCCACGCUCAAGGAAAUGGCACUGAACGCAACCAAGGCUUCCAAGGAUGAUGAUGCUACUAUCGCACCUUUCUCCCUGCUUGAGGAAGGGUGGACCCCUGAGGAGGCCCGCAUCGAAUCUGCCAAACUGUGCGGCAUCGACGAGUCUACGAUCGAGGAUAUCUACCCUUGCACGCCUCUUCAGGAGGGACUCAUGGCCCUCUCAGCUAAGGUCAAGGAGGCUUAUGUGGCCCAAAGAGUCGUUGACCUUCCUGAUGCGGAGACUGCUGAAAAGCUUCGUAAGGCCUUCGACAUCGCGGCUGCAGACUGCCCUAUCCUACGCACUAGAAUUGUCCAAGUUCCUGGUCGCGGUCUCGCUCAAGUUGUCGUAAAGGAGGACAUUCCCUGGUACAUUGGCGACGAUCUGCAGAGCUACCUUAUCAAGGACCGAGACGAAGCCACUGACCUCGGCAAGCCCCUCGUUCGUUACGCUCUCAUCACCGAGAAGGAGACUGGCAAGGUUCACUUUGUGCUGACAAUGCAUCACGCUCUCUAUGACGGUUGGUCCAUGCCUUUGGUCGUCGACAAGGUCAACAAGGCUUUCGACGGUCAGAGAGUUCAGCGUCCUGCCGAGUUCAAAGACUUCAUCAAGUACCUCAACACCAUGGACCGAGCCGCUGCCGAAACUUACUGGCGCGAUCAGCUUCAGGGCGCGACAGGCACUCAAUUCCCCGCCCUGCCGUACCCUGGUUAUCAAACUCAGGCUGACUCUUUGCUCGAGGUCUACGUUCCUUUGACUGGCAGACCUGCUUCCAACACUACGGUUGCCACUGUCAUCCGCGGUGCGUGGGCCUACGUCGCGUCUCACUACACUGCAUCAUCCGAUGUCGUCUUCGGCGAGACGCUCACUGGACGCAACGCUCCCAUCAGGGGCGCCGAUGAGAUUGAGGGCCCGAUGAUUACCACUGUCCCCUUCAGAGUCCAAGUCAACGGUGAAACUACCGUCAGCGACUUCCUGCACGACAUCCAGGACCAGACCGUCCAGCAAAUCCCUUACGAGCACACUGGUCUUCAACACAUCCGCCGUCUGAGUCCCGACGCUCUUGAAGCUUGCGAGCUCCGCACCGGUAUCGUUCUUCACCCUAGCGCCGACGGCGUCGAUCAGGAGGAGUUCAACAAGUACCCUGCGAAUCGACUUGUUCCUGCCGGUGAUGCGGAAGCUGCGCAGGAGGCUCUCAAGUUCAACACCUACGCUCUGAUGCUUGUCUGCUCUACGGAUCCCAAGGGAUUCUUGGUAAUGGCCAGCUUCGACUCCAAGACCGUUGGAAAGCCUUUGAUGGAGAAGGCUCUGGCCCAAUUCUCCCAAGUGGCACAACAGAUGUGCCAGCUUACCGACACGCCGCUUGCUGAUGUUAAGUACCUCACGCAAGAGGACCAGGCUGAGGUGUCUCGCUUGAGCACUGAGAGCCUGAAAAACGUACAGGCAGAAUACCCUGAAGCCGAGGCUGCAUGGAUUAUCAACUCCAGCGAUGCUGGACGUCUCGCGCCCCCAGGUGUUGUGGGUGAGCUAGUUAUCGUCAGCAAAGCUGAGCUGGCACUUUCUACGCUUGAUCAUGCCCCCUGGACAGAGAGCAAAGAUGGAGCUAGGUUCUACAAGACGGAUCGACUUGCCAAGUUCAACCCGGAUGGAACCAUUCAAUAUGCCGGCAAGAAGAGCGAUCUGGUUCAGAAGGCUACCACUGCCCCCAAGGCUCCCACGAAGCGCAUCUCUGCUACAUCUUCCAAGCAGAGACGCCUGCGGACUCUUUGGAGCCGCGUGCUCAAGCUCGCCGAGAGUGAUAUUGGCCUCAACGACAGCUUCUUCAGACUGGGUGGUGACUCAAUAGGGGCUAUGAAGCUCGUCUCCGAAGCUCGCCUGGCUGGUUUCACCCUUACCGUCAAUCAGGUCUUCUCGAAGCGGACGUUAUAUGACAUGGCGUCUGUUCUCCAGGAUUCAGAGCCUACACAAGACUCUGAAGAAUCGACCAAGGCCAUCGUGCCUUUCGAGCUGCUAGAGAACGCUGGCACCGACGUGGUUGAAAGUCUACGCCCCUUGCUGGCAGACCAAUCAUGGAAGAUUGUGGAUGCUUUCCCAGCAAGGCCGCUGCAAGAGGUUGCUGUCAAGGGAACCAUUGAGAUCCCAAGAUUCUCUGCACGUUACGAGGCCAUGUACUUUGAGAGCGACGUUGACCGCCCACGUCUGUUCCAAAGCUGCCAAGAAUUGGUUUCUCGGAACGAGGUGCUCCGGUCAGUGUUCGUCCAACACAAUGGCACCUGCGUGAGCGUUGUUCUCGAAGACGUGAAGACUCCCGUGGAGGAGUACGAGAUUGACAGUGAUGUCGAGACCUUCACCAAGCAUCUUUGCAACCUCGAUGUUCAGACGCGGAUGCCGCUCGGCUCCGUCUUUGUCAAGUGGUUCUUUGUUCACAGCACCAACGGCCAAUCAGCCCUGAUCUUCCGCGUCUCUCACGCGCAGUAUGACGAGAUCUGCCUGCCCCUGAUGCUCCAUCAGCUUUCCGCCCUGCACGAGGGCAAGCCGGUGCCCAAGUCUCUUCCCUUCUCUUCCUUCGUCAGCCACGUGGUCAAGUCCAACAUCCCUCAGAGCAUCGACUAUUGGAAGGAGCUCCUCCAAGGCUCGUCUGUCUCCGUCCUCAAGCCCGAUACCCCAGUGACCCAGAGACAGCAUUAUGCCAUCGACAGAACCUUUGACAUCUCGUCGCGCUCCAAGGACGUGACCAUUGCGACUCUUCCCACUGCCGCCUGGGCUCUUACCCUCGCCCGUCUCCUCGACACCAGGGAUGUCACCUUUGGCGAGGUUGUCAGCGGCCGUAACAUCGAUUUCCCCAACGCCGACAUGGUUGUCGGCCCCUGCUGGCAAUACGUGCCUGUCCGUGUCAAGUUUGAGGAUGACUGGACGGUGAUUGACCUGCUCAAUCUUGUGCAGGAGCAGCACAUCUCCAGCUCGGCCCACGAGGGCAUUGGCCUCAAGGAGAUUGCGAAGCUUUGCACUGACUGGCCCGCCUCUGUUGACUGGUUCGACACUGUGGUCCACCAGGAUGUCGAGCACGUCGAGACGCUCGGCUUCUCGUCGGCGAGCAGCAGAAUGGAGACUAUCUACCCGCACCAGGAGCCUUUGCGCGAGUGGAAGAUCCAGGCGUUCCCCCAGGGAGACAAGUUGACCAUUGAGAUUGUGACGUUUGAGUCGUGGGCAGGACACGCCAAGGAGCUGUUGGACAAGAUUGAGAAGACAUUUGAGGUCCUCUUGGGCAACCCCGGGGCCCGUUUGUUUGAGCAGUAG
Molecule: messenger RNA, 5811 nt
Organism: Colletotrichum truncatum
Lineage: Eukaryota; Fungi; Ascomycota; Sordariomycetes; Glomerellales; Glomerellaceae
Product: peptide synthetase
Biological process (GO): secondary metabolite biosynthetic process; amino acid activation for nonribosomal peptide biosynthetic process
Cellular component (GO): cytoplasm
Molecular function (GO): phosphopantetheine binding; catalytic activity
Source: RefSeq, a predicted model, not a curated record